Molecule: messenger RNA, 309 nt
Organism: Penicillium cinerascens
Lineage: Eukaryota; Fungi; Ascomycota; Eurotiomycetes; Eurotiales; Aspergillaceae
Exons: 1
Coding region: 1-309 (102 amino acids)
Source: RefSeq, a predicted model, not a curated record
AUGCAGAUCAGCUCUCUCAUCACAUCCUUCCUCUGCUUGGCUGCAGCCCAGCUCGCUGCUGCGGAGACCACCACCUCGGUUUCGACGACAACCAUCACCAAGACUCUAAUCAGAGUGAACUCGGUCACCCCGACGCCCAGCUCCAGCCUGGCCACCGUGGCCGCGACGUCGACUCCACUUCGAGUUCCCAUCUCAACCCACGCCGUGCCCUCUGUCGCUAUGACCGGAGGCGCCGUCAGCGUCAACGCUGCCAUGCCCGCGGCGCUGGUCGCUGGAUCCUUCGCGCUGCUUAUGGGCUCAGCCCUCUGA